AUGGAGGUGGCCGAGGUGGAGAGUCCACUCAACCCCAGCUGUAAGAUCAUGACCUUCAGACCCACCAUGGAGGAAUUCCGGGAGUUCAACAGAUACCUCGCAUACAUGGAAUCUAAAGGAGCCCAUCGAGCGGGUCUUGCAAAGGUGAUUCCCCCUAAGGAGUGGAAGCCAAGGCAGUGCUAUGAUGACAUUGACAACUUGCUUAUUCCAGCUCCGAUUCAGCAGAUGGUCACAGGGCAGUCUGGACUGUUCACUCAAUACAACAUCCAGAAAAAAGCCAUGACAGUGAAGGAGUUCAGGCAGCUGGCCAACAGUGGCAAGUACUGUACCCCGAGAUACUUGGAUUAUGAAGAUUUGGAGCGCAAGUACUGGAAGAACUUAACCUUCGUGGCACCUAUUUAUGGUGCAGACAUUAAUGGGAGCAUAUAUGAUGAGGGUGUGGAUGAGUGGAACAUAGCUCGCCUGGACACGGUCUUGGAUGUGGUUGAGGAAGAGUGUGGUAUUUCUAUUGAGGGUGUAAACACCCCUUAUCUGUAUUUUGGCAUGUGGAAAACCACAUUUGCAUGGCACACCGAGGACAUGGAUCUCUACAGCAUUAAUUAUCUCCACUUCGGAGAGCCCAAGUCUUGGUAUGCAAUACCCCCGGAACAUGGAAAACGACUGGAAAGACUAGCUCAAGGUUUUUUUCCAAGCAGUUCUCAAGGGUGUGAUGCAUUUCUUCGCCACAAGAUGACACUGAUAUCUCCCUCAGUAUUAAAGAAAUACGGCAUUCCUUUUGACAAGAUCACCCAGGAAGCUGGAGAAUUUAUGAUCACUUUCCCAUAUGGCUACCAUGCUGGUUUUAAUCAUGGUUUCAACUGUGCAGAAUCUACAAAUUUUGCUACUGUCAGAUGGAUUGACUAUGGGAAAGUUGCUAAAUUGUGCACUUGCAGGAAAGACAUGGUGAAAAUUUCUAUGGAUAUCUUUGUGAGGAAAUUUCAACCAGACAGAUACCAGCUUUGGAAACAAGGAAAGGAUAUAUACACCAUUGAUCACACAAAGCCUACUCCAGAAUCCACCCCUGAAGUAAAAGCAUGGCUGCAGCGGAGGAGGAAAGUAAGAAAAGCAACCAGGAGCUUCCAGUGUACUAGUUCUCACUCUAAGAGGCCUAAGAAUGAGGAGGAUGAGAAACUGUCAGCUACAGUUGGUGGGACAGAGGGACCCACUCCUGACCCGGAUGCAUAUGAUCUCAAGGAUGAUGAAAAGCCAGAAGAAGCAGUGAAACUAGCAAACACAGAAGCACCUUCAGAGAAAGAGACCUCUGUUAGCAGGAUGCAAUUGGAUCAUAAUUUGUCAGAUAAUAUCAGAUUCUCGGGAAACGUCUGCCUAAGUGCAUCUGUAGCAGAGAAAAUCACAGCUGAGGAUGACCAAACUUGUGCUGCAGUUCCACCUUCAGAUCCCAGUGAGGCUGACGAGUCCAUAUCUAGUGGCCAAGUGACAUCCGAGGAAUCAGAGCCACGCAGGCUUCCAUGGCCAAAGUCACCUGAGUCAUACUCCUCUGUGGCAGAGAGCAGCAGUGCUUUGACUGAGGGAGAAGAGAGUGAUGUGGAAAGCCGUGGCAGUGGCCUUGAACCUGGGGAAGACCCGGCGGUCUCCAGUAGCAAGAGAAAUGGCUUCAAAGUCCCCAGUAGAACAGAAGGUGAAACCAAGACUGCUAAAAGUUGGCGCCACCCACUUAGUAAGCCUCCAGCAAGAUCCCCAAUGACCCUGGUGAAGCAACAGGCAACAAGUGAUGAAGAGUUGCCUGAGGCUCCAUCAAUUGAGGAGGAAGUGGAAGAAACCGAGUCUUGGGCAAAGCCUCUGGUUCAUCUUUGGCAGACAAAGUCCCCAAACUUUGUGGCCGAGCAAGAGUAUAAUACAGCCAUGGGCCGAAUGGAGCCACACUGCGCCAUCUGUGCUCUGCUCAUGCCCUACUACAAGCCAGAUAGCAGCAAUGAAGAAAAUGAUUCUAGAUGGGAGACAAAAUUAGAUGAAGUGGUGACUUCAGGAGGAAAGACUAAGCCCCUCAUUCCAGAGAUGUGUUUUAUUUAUAGUGAAGAAAAUAUAGAAUAUUCUCCACCUAAUGCCCUCCUUGAAGAGGAUGGAACAAGCCUUCUGAUUUCCUGUGCAAAGUGCCGCGUACGGGUUCAUGCAAGUUGUUAUGGAAUCCCUUCUCAUGAGAUCUGUGAUGGAUGGCUAUGUGCCCGGUGCAAAAGAAAUGCGUGGACAGCAGAGUGCUGUCUCUGCAAUUUAAGAGGGGGUGCGCUUAAGGAAACUAAGAACAAUAAGUGGGCCCAUGUCAUGUGUGCCGUUGCAGUCCCAGAAGUCCGGUUUACUAAUGUCCCAGAAAGGACCCAGAUAGAUGUAGGCAGAAUACCUUUACAGAGGUUAAAAUUGAAAUGCAUGUUCUGCAGACACCGGGUUAAGAAGGUCUCUGGAGCCUGCAUCCAGUGUUCCUAUGGGCGUUGCCCGGCCUCCUUCCACGUCACAUGUGCUCAUGCUGCUGGGGUGCUGAUGGAGCCUGAUGAUUGGCCAUAUGUGGUGAACAUAACGUGCUUCCGACAUAAGGUCAACCCAAAUGUGAAAUCCAAGGCUGGUGAGAAGGGCAUCUCUGUGGGGCAGACGGUCAUCACGAAGCAUCGGAACACCCGGUACUACAGCUGCAGGGUUAUCGCCGUGACGGCGCAGACCUUUUAUGAGGUUGUGUUUGAUGAUGGCUCCUUCAGCAGGGACACCUUCCCUGAGGAUAUUGUGAGCCGAGACUGUGUGAAGCUGGGCCCUCCUGCCGAGGGAGAAGUCGUCCAAGUCAAGUGGCCUGAUGGCAAACUCUAUGGGGCCAAGUAUCUGGGAUCAAAUGUCGCCCACAUGUACCAGGUUGAAUUUGAAGAUGGAUCCCAGAUAGCAAUGAAGAGAGAGGACAUCUACACUUUGGACGAAGAGUUACCUAAGAGAGUGAAAGCUCGAUUCUCCACAGCUUCUGACAUGCGAUUUGAAGACACGUUUUAUGGAACAGAUAUAAUCCAAGGGGAGAAAAAGAGGCAGAGAGUGCUGAGCUCCAGAUUCAAGAAUGAAUAUGUGGAUGACCCGGUCUACCGCACGUUCUUGAAGAGCUCUUUCCAGAAGAAGUGUCAGAAGAGGCAAUAG
This is a messenger RNA of Rangifer tarandus platyrhynchus (Svalbard reindeer), 3162 nucleotides long. The record is from the annotation of a GenBank genome assembly. NCBI's taxonomy places the organism in Eukaryota, Metazoa, Chordata, Mammalia, Artiodactyla, Cervidae.